AUGGUUCUUGCUACAUCCAUUCUUCUUCCUCUUUACCUUUACCCUACCCAAGGCGCAUGGACCUGGGUUACCAACGCCAUCGCUGCCUACCCAUCCCUUCCAUUCACCAUCAUCGUCAACCCAAAUUCUGGACCAGGACCUUCAAAUGCCUACCCAGAGACUGAAUAUAUCGCCGGGAUCACCACUUUGACAAAGUAUGAUAAUGUGAAAUUAUUGGGAUAUGUGGACACCAGAUACAUGGCCAAGAGUACAGUCGCUGUAGAUCAGGAGGUUGAAACUUAUAAAUACUGGUCCACCUACACCAAAGGUGAUAUCGCAAUUGAUGGUAUCUUCUUCGACGACGCCGUCAACGAAUGGACAUCCAGUUCCUCCACCUACAUGAGCGCCAUUGCCGCAAAUGCGCACGCCAUGAAUCUCACCGUGACCUUCAACCCCGGUACCAUUGCCGACGAACAAUUCUUCGAUAUUGCCGAUAAAAUCGUCAUGAUUGAAGACGCGUAUUCUUCAUACUCGUCUGGAAAGGGCGAUUCCCUAAAAUCCAUUGCGAGCAGUCACUGUGAAAAAAGCUCUGUAAUUCUCUACAAUUUUAGCAGUUCCUCGGCCCAGCAGACUUCGACUGUGAAUUCGAUUGUGAAGUCGGGGGUGGCGGAGAUUUAUAUUACGACGGCGGGAUAUACGAGUCAGAGUUCGAUGUGGACGCAGCUUGUGGCGGCGGUGGAUAGUGCGAUUGCGAAGUAA
This is a messenger RNA of Sclerotinia borealis F-4128, 738 nucleotides long. NCBI's taxonomy places the organism in Eukaryota, Fungi, Ascomycota, Leotiomycetes, Helotiales, Sclerotiniaceae. The record is from the annotation of a GenBank genome assembly.